Sorex fumeus (smoky shrew) is the source of this 2091-nucleotide messenger RNA. RefSeq names its product lysosomal membrane ascorbate-dependent ferrireductase CYB561A3. Gene Ontology annotation, molecular function: oxidoreductase activity. Bases 156 to 884 code for a protein of 242 amino acids. The record is from RefSeq and is a predicted model, not a curated record. NCBI's taxonomy places the organism in Eukaryota, Metazoa, Chordata, Mammalia, Eulipotyphla, Soricidae. Gene Ontology annotation, cellular component: lysosomal membrane. The transcript is spliced from 7 exons.
GACCCACCUCCCAGGAGCCCCGGGAGCGGUGUCGCCGGGGCGAGAAACCGGCUUCGGAGAGUGCAGCCCCGCCGCGUCCCGUUGUGCUUUGGGGUUGCCCUGACAACUUGUGGUCCGCGAAGAAGCCUGGGCCUUACAGCCAAGCCCCGAGCAGAAUGGCUGCAGGCUGGUUCUACCUCUCGUGCGUGGCGCUGGGCGCGAUGGGCUCCUUGUGCGUGCUCUUCACCACCUACUGGAUGCGGCACUGGCGCGGCGGCUUCGCCUGGGACGGCUCGUUGCUCACGUUCAACUGGCACCCGGUGCUCAUGGUCGCCGGCAUGGUGGUGCUCUACGGGGCUGCGUCGCUGGUGUACCGCCUGCCCCAGUCGUGGCUGGGGCCCAAGCUGCCCUGGAAACUUCUGCACGCGGCCUUGCACCUGCUGGCCUUCAUCCUGACCGUGCUGGGGCUGGUGGCCGUCUUCUACUUCCACAACACCGGGAAGAUCGCCAACCUCUACUCCCUGCACAGCUGGCUGGGCAUCACCGCCGUCUUCCUCUUCGCCUGUCAGUGGUGCCUGGGCUUCUCCGUCUUCCUGCUGCCCUGGGCCUCGGCGUGGCUGCGCGCCCUCCUCAAACCCAUCCACGUCUUCUUCGGAGCCUCCAUCCUCUCGCUGGCGAUGGCGUCGGUCAUUUCCGGCAUUAACGAGAAGCUCUUCUUCAGCUUGAAGAACGGCACGCAGUCGUACAAAGAGCUGCCCAGCGAGGCCGUGUUCGCCAACUGCACCGGGAUGCUGGUGGUGGCCUUUGGGCUGCUGGUGCUCUAUAUCCUUCUGGCCUCGUCGUGGAAGCGUCCAGAGCCAGGGAACCUGACCGACAGACAGCCCCUGUUGCACGACAGGGCGUGACCCGGGAAGGGGCGCCCGGAACAGCCGGUGUCCCCUCAGCGGCUCUGCUCUACCUGGGGCUCCUCUCUGGUUGUCUGGCCACGGCGAGACCAGCCCCGAACCACUCUUGGUCUCCAAGCGGGGCCUGCACCCCACCCCGCUCGCUGCCUGAUGCUCUGUGUGAUGCCUUUGUCUUCUGCCCCCUCCCUCCCGCCCCCCCCCGCCGUCUCGGCCCCGACGUUGCAGACUCUCGGGUCCUCCCAAGGAGGCCCCCCUUCACCCUGGCUCAGCUUGCCCCCGUAGGGCCAGGUGGGGAGGCAGGCUGACCCCCUAAAUUCCCAGAUGUGGGAGACCGUCCUGAUGGCUCGGCUCCAGCCGGCUUGUGGGGAGGGGACCUCUGUGCAGUCAGGGGUGGGGACGAUUUUUCCCCCAUGAGAGGGGCGCUUUGCAUGUAUGCCCCCCCGCCCCCCACCGCCUGCCAGAGCACGCUGUCCUCUGGGAUCGGGAGAGCUGGCGGAAGUGUGGUGGCCUGGCAGCUUCCGCCAAGGAGCCGACUGCCUUCCGCCCUCCGUCACUGCCUGUCCUCUUCCAGCUACGGCUUCAGCUGGGGCCUGGAUCCGGCCUUUCCCUGUGGCUUUUGUGCUGGCAGGCAGCCCCACGGGCCCUGGUGACCUGCUCUCUCAAGGACAGCCAGCCAGGUCCCCGUGGUGCCCAUCAGAUGGGCCGUGGGGGCCUGUGAACUUGGCCGCUUCAGGGCUGUCCCUGGGCCCGGGCCACCUUGCUUUCUGGACGGGGCCCUGGGCCAGCUGCUUUCACUCUCCAGCUCGCCAGGAACGUGCCUAGGUCGUGACCAGUCCUGGGAGCCACCACCACCCUCUGACGUGCUCCCGGCUGAGUCAGCGUCCCCCCUGACCCUGGCGGGGCUGCCCUCCACAUCCAGUCCCUCCCUGUGUCAUGGCAGAGAGGGGGAGGCCAGCUCGGUCCUUUCUGAUGUCGCGUGCCUCUGGCUUGACCUGCCCUCUGGACACAGGAGCCCGGGCACCAGGGUCGGGGCUCUGACGGGCCAUGUGGCGACUGUCUGCCCCGGCUCCCGGUGGCCAGGUACUGGCAGGAGACUGCGGAACCAAGCUUCGCCUGGAUGAACGCCUUCGGGCGUGGGAUGGGCGCCCCUGCCCCUAUGCCACGGGGCGGGCACUGUUUAUGACGUGUGGUGUCGCACUAAAGUAUU